Volvox carteri f. nagariensis is the source of this 1614-nucleotide messenger RNA. RefSeq lists its product as uncharacterized. Gene Ontology annotation, molecular function: calmodulin binding; calcium ion binding; calcium/calmodulin-dependent protein kinase activity. The transcript has 6 exons. The record is from RefSeq and is a predicted model, not a curated record. Gene Ontology annotation, biological process: peptidyl-serine phosphorylation; protein autophosphorylation; intracellular signal transduction. NCBI's taxonomy places the organism in Eukaryota, Viridiplantae, Chlorophyta, Chlorophyceae, Chlamydomonadales, Volvocaceae. Gene Ontology annotation, cellular component: nucleus; cytoplasm. The coding region runs from base 157 to 1614 and encodes 485 amino acids.
UACCAGUUCCUUGGAGUGGUCGGCCGUGGGCAAUUCGGCCAGGUAUACUGCAUCCGGACCUUCAAGCAGAGCCAAAAGUUUGCUUGCAAGACGCUAGGCAAGAAGAAGCUGCUGUCCCAGCUGGACGCGGACGACAUUAAGCGCGAGAUCGAGGUGAUGCACCACCUUUCGGGACACAACCUGGUGGUCAGCCUGCACCAGGUAUUCGAAGACGAGAAGAACGUGCACCUGGUCAUGGACCUGUGCCAGGGCGACCUCUACGAGCUGCUGCGCGAGUGCAAGUACCUGCCCGAGGAGAAAGCCGCGCCGCUCAUGAUGCUUGCCAUCCGGGCCGUGCAAUACUGUCACGCCAUGGGCGUGGUGCACCGUGACAUCAAGCCCGAGAACUUCCUUCUGGCCACACGCAACGACCUCAGCCACAUCAAGCUCACCGAUUUUGGGCUGUCCACCUUCUAUCAAGAAGGCCAGAUAUUUAAUGAGCUGCUUGGGAGUCCCUACUACAUAGCGCCUGAGGUAAUUCGACAAAAGUACGGCAAGGAAGCCGAUGUGUGGUCAUGCGGCGUGAUGCUGUACAUCAUCCUAUGCGGUGAGGCGCCCUUCUUCGGCGAGGGUGAUGAGGGCAUCUUCAAGUCCAUCAUGAAGGCCAAAUUGGAUUUUAGCUUCGAGCCCUGGCCCAGUCUGUCGCGAGACGUCAAGAUGCUCCUACGCCGCAUGCUCGUCAAGGACCCACGAGAGCGCGCCACACUGGAGGAAGUCCUGGCACACCCCUGCAGCGGCAGCGGCAACGAGCAUCCACUUUUCAGCCGCAUCAAGCGCUACUCAGUUGCCAGUCGCACAAAGAAGGCGGCGCUGCGUUAUAUCGUGGCCAGCCUGCCGGAUGAGGUGACGGCGGGGCUGUACAACCUGUUCCAGGACUUUGACCUGGACCACAACCAUGUGAUCGAUUCGCGUGAGUUGAAGGAGGGUUUUAAGCGGCGCGGCGUGGUGCUGCUGGACGAGGAAGCCACCGCACUUGUCAACUCGGCCGACCUGGACGGAGACGGAGUACUCAACCUGGUGGAGUGGCUCGGCGCCACCAUUCACAUACCUGAGGAGCAGGUGAGCUCGCUGGUUUUGGAGGCGUUUGCAUUCAUGGACACGGACCGCAACGGCUACUUGACAUGUGGGGAGCUGGUAAGCUACCUGGGGGAGAGCCACAAGGAGCUGGCGGAGCUGAUCAUUGCGGAGGCAGACACCGACCUGGACGGCCGCAUCAGCGGCGAGGAGUUCAAGGCAGCAUACGCCAUGACCAUGGACCGGUCGCGCGCUACAUCCAGGCCCAACACGGCCACGGGGUCAUGGGGCGCGGGCAAUGGCCGGGCUUCCAGCGGCACGGCCGCUGCUGCAGGGCGCCCAGUUGGAAAAGGUGGCAGCGGCAGCGUCGAAGGCGGAACGACUGGUAUGGCUGUGGGGGAGGCCGGCGGGCAGAGGUUAAAUGGUGUAGCUGUUGACGGCGGGCAGGACCCCAACGGUACGGUGGUGCGGAUGACGAGCGUCACGUCAGUGGUGAGCAUGGGCGAUGAGCUGGCUCAGAACAGCGGCAUAGUCAGGUCAGAAUCGCAGAUGGAUGAUUAG